Nicotiana tabacum (common tobacco) is the source of this 740-nucleotide messenger RNA. The record is from RefSeq and is a predicted model, not a curated record. NCBI's taxonomy places the organism in Eukaryota, Viridiplantae, Streptophyta, Magnoliopsida, Solanales, Solanaceae.
AUCACAUCCCUGUCCCUAUAUAAAGUCUGCUUGGGAAUACAGUGGCAUUCAGCGUUAGUUUUACGAGAAACUAAAGUUAAGGGCUUGUUUGGUUGUUUGAGUUAUUUUGCUUCUAAGAACUUUGUGAGAAAUGGCUGCUAACGAUGCUACUUCAUCCGAGGAGGGACAAGUGUUCGGCUGCCACAAGGUUGAGGAAUGGAACGAGUACUUCAAGAAAGGCGUUGAGACUAAGAAACUGGUGGUGGUCGAUUUUACUGCUUCAUGGUGCGGCCCUUGCCGUUUUAUUGCCCCAAUUCUUGCUGACAUUGCUAAGAAGAUGCCCCAUGUUAUAUUCCUCAAGGUUGAUGUUGAUGAACUGAAGACUGUUUCAGCGGAAUGGAGUGUGGAGGCAAUGCCAACUUUUGUCUUCAUUAAAGAUGGAAAAGAAGUGGACAGAGUUGUUGGUGCCAAGAAAGAGGAGUUGCAGCAGACCAUAGUGAAGCAUGCUGCUCCUGCUACUGUCACUGCUUGAAUCUCCUUAAUCAAGGGGAUGAUAUCCCAUAUUUAGUAGUAUUGUCUUUUGUAAUAACCAAGUAACUUGUUCGAAUUUCACACUAUGGAUCACUGUAUGGUUGUACUAUCCACCAUGUUUUUAUUGCUUUUGUGAACCUUGUCUUGUUGCUUGGAAUCUGAUUUGUGCAUUACUGGUGUAAGGCUAUAUGCCCAAUUCUACAAAAAGACUACUUUUAGAUUUCUACUGU